AUGUCGGCCGCAGAUCCAACCAUCACGUUCGAGUCGCUGACCGGGGAUGAUGACAUUUUUCAGAAUGUGGCAUCCGUGUGCAUCGGUACCGGCCGCUUCCUGCGAGCAAUGCUGGUACCCGCACUGGCCGAGAUCGGCGGCGAGACCAUUUUGGCGCAGACACGAGGCAGCAGCUUCCCGCAGUACAUGUCCACCCGCUGCCCAGAGCGGUCCUAUGAAGUGGAUACCGUAUUGCAGGACGGUCGCGUCAUGACCUCCCUUUUGCCCAUUGCUGCCUGUGGCACGCUGGGCAAGCCUGAGGGUCGCAGCGCCUUUAUGAAGCUGCCCCAGCGCUUGCCAAACUUGACCUUCAUUGGCCUCGGGUUGACAGAGGCGGGCAUCGAGCACAACGGCCGUUCCAUUCUGGACCUGGCCGAGUUUCUUUAUGCAUGCUUCGAGGUGGAUGACCCCUCCAGGCGCCGCAGGGGAGGUAUUAGCAGCAGCCAGACGUUCUGCUAG
Messenger RNA from Effrenium voratum, 498 nucleotides. NCBI's taxonomy places the organism in Eukaryota, Dinophyceae, Suessiales, Symbiodiniaceae. The record is from the annotation of a GenBank genome assembly.